Danio rerio (zebrafish) is the source of this 2034-nucleotide messenger RNA. Lineage: Eukaryota; Metazoa; Chordata; Actinopteri; Cypriniformes; Danionidae. The record is from RefSeq and is a predicted model, not a curated record.
GUACUCCUGCACACAGAGGAGAAUUGUGGAGCUUGUCCUUCUCACCGCGAGGCUGAUCGCUGCAUAAGGCAGUCUGUGUGCUCUGUGUGUGCUUCAGCUUUCUCAAUCACACCCAAGCCAUGUGUUUGCCAAGUCUUAUUUGCACUGAUGUAAAGACUAAACAGGGGCACUCGUCCCUGUCCUCUGUCUCUGGCUCAGCAGAGGCCUCCAGUAUCUCCACCUCAUCCCGACUGAAGUAUGCCUCUCUGGGGGUGCUGGUGUUCCAGACCACCUCCUUGGUGCUGACAAUGCGUUAUUCCCGUACCUUGCACACAGAAGAACCCCUCUACUUGGCAUCAUCUGCUGUGGUGUGUGCUGAACUUCUUAAGAUUGUUGCUUGCAUUCUGCUUGUCUUCAGAGAUCACAGUUUCAGUGUUCGUUCACUGAAUCUGGUGUUGAAGGAGGAAAUAAUCAACAGACCUCUGUUAACUCUGAAGCUGGCAAUUCCCUCAGGAAUCUACACCCUGCAAAACAACCUUCUCUACGUGGCUCUGUCAAACCUAGACGCAGCUACUUACCAGGUCACGUAUCAGCUGAAAAUUCUCACUACAGCGCUGUUCUCUGUGUCCAUGCUGGGCAAAAGACUUGGCAUUUACCAGUGGCUUUCACUAGUCAUUCUAAUGUUUGGCAUUGCUCUUGUCCAGUGGCCAACUGAAGUCUCAUCGAGCACCGGUGAAAAAGAUUUGACCGCCAGUUCUCAGCUGAUUGGACUGCUGGCUGUGCUUGUGGCCUGCUUCUCCAGUGGAUUCGCUGGUGUUUAUUUUGAAAAGAUCCUCAAAGAGAGCAAGCAGAGUGUCUGGGUCCGCAAUAUUCAGCUAGGUUUAUUCGGACUUGUUUUUGGAUUUGGAGGAGUGUUUACAUACGAUAGAGAAAGAGUGCUGGAGAACGGACUCUUUCAAGGUUAUAACAAUGUGACAUGGUCUGUGGUGGCUCUUCAGGCUUUAGGUGGGUUGGUCAUUGCAGCUGUCAUCAAGUAUGCAGAUAACAUCCUGAAGGGCUUCGCCACAUCCAUCUCAAUCAUUCUGUCCACCCUCAUCUCAUAUUUCUUAUUGGACGAUUUCGACCCGACUAGUGUGUUCUUCCUGGGUGCGAUGCUGGUCAUCGCCGCUACAUUUCUCUACGGGUGUGAGAGGACACCUGCCAUCUGCACUAGUAAAGUAUAGAAGACUGGACACAGGAGGAUCAAUUAAACAAGUGUGCAAGGAUGCUUUGCUUGAGGUGUUGUUUAGGACAAAAGAACUAAUGACAUUUGGAGAAUGCGUUUAGAAGGCAGCACAGAAAAACAAAUGAACCUAAUAUUACUGCUGUCCAAAACCUUGCAUCACAAGCAGACAAAGGAGGCACAUUCCCAUCUUAGGGCCGGGACACACUGAGAUAAGGCCAAAUAACUAGUUCAGAUGAAACCAACUGUGUUGUUGGCUUGUGUUUGGUGUCGUCUGGACCAAAAUGCUUCAUGUGAACACCAAACAUACGACAGCCGACUGAAACGAGAGUUUAUUCUGUGCCUGUGAGAGUGAACACGGCUUUCUGCGUUCGUCUGUUCUCUCAUUCCUCAAACGGAAACCAGAAGAUGAAAUGUGCAUAAUGUAAAUGCGCAAACUUGCCAAAAAAUCGAAUAAUCCUUAACGUUUGCAAAACUCUGAAUGAAAUAUUAGUGAAAUUUAAUUUGUUUUAUUUGUGUUGCUUCUUGAUUUGAAUUGUUUACUUUGGUAUGUCAGUUCAGUUUUUUUCUCAUGCUCUGAUUCAUUGCUGAAUUUCAGAGCUCUCUUCAGCCAAUGACCAGCACCAAUACUACAUGCUGAAUCGGGGAAAUUCGAUCCAACUUUAACCCAAUAAGAGGCGAUGUGUGGAACACCAAACCAACUAGCCGUCUGUCUCCCAGCAUUUACACCUGGGGCCUCAUGUACGAAGACUUGCGUUGAGUUCAUACGAAAACAUUGCGUGUACACAAAGCUGUAAAAGUGCGUACGCAGUAAAAAAUUCAUAUGUAUGAAA